This is a messenger RNA of Racocetra fulgida, 240 nucleotides long. NCBI's taxonomy places the organism in Eukaryota, Fungi, Glomeromycota, Glomeromycetes, Diversisporales, Gigasporaceae. The record is from the annotation of a GenBank genome assembly.
AUGGAAACAAAAGAAUUUUUAGAGAAAAGAAUUCAAUCACCUAAAAGAACAGUUAUUUGUUGCAGAGUGUCACCGCUCCAAAAAGCACUUGUUGCAAAACUAGUGAAACGUCAACUUAAAGCCAUUCUAUUAGCAAUUGGAGAUGGUACAAAUGACGUUCUAAUGAUUCAAGUAGCUCACGUUGGUGUUGGAAUUAGUAGUCUUGAAGGAGUGCAAGCAGCUCGUAGUGCAGAUUCAUGA